This is a messenger RNA of Lytechinus pictus (painted urchin), 7701 nucleotides long. Its product is annotated as adenosine 3'-phospho 5'-phosphosulfate transporter 2-like. Gene Ontology annotation, molecular function: 3'-phosphoadenosine 5'-phosphosulfate transmembrane transporter activity. Lineage: Eukaryota; Metazoa; Echinodermata; Echinoidea; Temnopleuroida; Toxopneustidae. The transcript is spliced from 11 exons. Bases 220 to 1536 code for a protein of 438 amino acids. Gene Ontology annotation, biological process: transmembrane transport. Gene Ontology annotation, cellular component: endoplasmic reticulum membrane; Golgi membrane. The record is from RefSeq and is a predicted model, not a curated record.
UCGGACCGCGGGCCGAGUUGUCCCACCCAUUACGAGAUUUUUUUUUCACAAAUCUGCGUCUAUUUUUCCGUCAUUUCGAAAUUUCUUGUAAAGAUUUUCUAGAGAUAUGGUCUGAUGGUAAUGUUCUUCACUUUCUAUUGCUUUUUUUUUCGCUGAAAUUAAAAAAAGAGAUAUCGAAAGAGAGCAGCUGCACAACCCGAGGACAGACUAAAAAGGAGCAUGUCGAACCCUCACAAGCCCCGGCUGGUUGGACGUGUCCCAGCAAACAGGGCUCUCACAACACGCCAGACGUCAUCGUCCAAGCUCAACGACAGCUUCAAGUACCGCGAGGCAGCCACCUAUCUCAUGGAGCUGCCCCCUUCCACCACCCCCCAGGGGACGCAGCCCCCCGGUCCGCCCCUCAAGGGGACCCCGAGCUCGAUAGUGACGAAUGGAAAGCAUUCUGUGAACGUUGGGGGUUUUGCAGAUGAUGCCAAAGGGGCGAAGGAUUCCGGCAACCAGCGUGAUGUGUUUUAUGUCGUUGGACUUCCUAUAUCAACUUGGUCGACCAGUGCCCAGUUUUUCUUCCUUAUGGGUUCAAUUUUCUUCUUUUUCCUCAUCUAUGGUUAUUGUCAGGAAUUAAUCUUCAGCUUUGAGGAGUUCAAGUCGUUUGGCUGGUAUCUAACUCUCACUCAGUUCGGUUGUUAUACAAUAUUUGGUCUCCUGGCAACCCAAGUACAGAGUGACAACCAAAGAAGAAUUCCCCUGAAGACGUACAUCCUGCUCUCGAUCCUGACUGUCACCACUAUGGGUAUGUCUAAUGCAUCAUUAGGCUAUCUCAACUACCCAACGCAGGUCAUCUUUAAAUGUUGCAAACUUAUACCAGUCAUGUUUGGAGGUGUUCUUAUUCAAGGAAAACCAUAUGGUUUAACAGACACCUUUGCAGCUAUCUGUAUGAGUGUUGGUCUUAUCUUCUUCACGUUAGCUGACAGUACCGUCUCACCAAAGUUUGACAGGACGGGUAUUUUAUUGAUAUCUUUAGCAUUGUGUGCUGAUGCAAUUAUAGGCAACGUUCAAGAAAAGGCUAUGAAGGCACACAGAGCAUCAUCAUCAGAAGUAGUUUUAUAUUCAUAUUCUAUAGGUUUUGUCGUCAUCUUUAUAGGCCUUGUAGGUCACGGUAGUUUUUUAGAGGCUUUCUGGUUUUGCUAUCAACAUCCAGUGAAGACGUAUGUUUAUGCUGUUUUGUUCUCAUUAUCUGGGUACUUGGGUAUUAUCUUUGUCCUGGCAAUGAUCAGGCAGUUUGGUGCAUUAAUCACAGUUACAGUAACCACGACUAGAAAAACUGUCACCAUGGUCUUGUCCUUCUUGCUGUUCAGUAAACCAUUUACAAUGCAAUACUUGUGGUCCGGAAUGCUUGUCAUCUUCGGUAUCUUCUUAAACGUUUACAGCAAGAACAAGGCCCCCAUCAACCACUGGUUUUCCAACAAAGUCAGGCAGUUGGUAAUACGGCUACAGCACCAACCCAAGUCAUAUCCUAGCGCAAUGACAGAGGUCUGAAUGCUUCAAGACUACAUGUAUAUUAAGAAGUAUGACAUGGGGCCUGUAACAUAAAGCACUGUACUUGAUCGUAAAAACAAAUUAUUCCGCUUGAUUUACAUUGGGUGAUUUCAAGUCAGGGCCCCAUCUUACAAAGAGUUACGAUUGAUCCGAUCAACCACAACUAUGAAUGGCCAGCACUGUCAACAUCUAAAAUCCAAAUUUGUUCAAAAUAUUUUCUAGAUUUGAUGUAUAUAGAUUCAUUAUUCUCUUGAAGAUUCAGUGUGAUUCUCUUUGUUUACCAUAAAAUUAUGGUAAGGAUGGAUUUCUAUACAAUUGAGAUUGAUUGGAUCAAUCAUUACUCUUUAUAAGACGGGGCCCUGGUGUUGGUGUUGGAAGCACAGUUUGGACUGCGUUUCUGAGCUCCAAAACCUGUUCUGAGUUUCCAAGAGCAUUCCAUGGCCCCGUCUUACAAAGAGAUGCGAUUGAUCCAAUCAACCUCAACUUAUGGAAAGCCAGCAACGCCAACAUCUGAAAUCCAUGGUUGUACAAAAUAUUUCCUGCAUAUGAUGUUUAUUCAUAAAUUCAUGGUUUUCCUGAAAAGUCAGCAUGCUUCUCUUUGUUUACAAAAAGAAUGUCUAAAAAUUGUAUUCAGAAAAGGUUAUGACAUUGAUGGAUGUCCACACUGUGAGACAAUUUAUCCUGAAAAUAAAAGAAGUUCCUGCAGCAGAGUCUCGAGAACUCCUGCAAUCUUACCAGAUUGCGUAAUCUUACAGGAAAUUGGUAUUUGGUGUAUGGAACCUUACAAAUUUCCUUUAAUAAAACACAAUUUUCCCCUUUUUAAACAGACCUGUUCUGUUAAAUUGCAGAAAAAUUCCUGUUUUAUGAAUUUACAGAAUGAUUCUGUUAUUGCUUUUUGCAAAAUCUUUCUUUUUUUCUGUAAAAUCAGGGUUUUAUUAACAGUGCAUGCAGUUAAGGUUGAUGGGACCAAUCGUAACUCUUUGUAAGACAGGGCCCUGGAUUCCAUAACACAAAGGUUAGCGAUUGAUCUUACGCUUGAUUUCAUGAUUGGUGUUGUACUCAUGUAAAAAUUGACCUAACACUAAACACCAUGAGGUCAACACUGAAUUUGAAAUCGCCCAUUUUUCAUUAUGUGCAAUCAAACAUACAGAUUUAACUAUACAAUCAAUGAUAAGACUUUGUGCAACAUGCUCCCGGGGAGCUUUUCAUGAAGCAUCUCUAUUGGUUUUCACUCUCACCAAAUGUGCUCUCGACCAAUCAGAUCAAAGGAUUUCUGCUUGUAUUUACCCAGAGGUAUACAGUUUUUCUAAGGUUUAGAUUAAUCUGCUUGUCUUCUGUAAAUUGGCACCAAUACUCAAUUAUAUAGUUUAACUAUUAUAAAAGAAAAAUUCAAACUUGGAUUCAGAAUAAUUAAAAAUUAAUCAAAAUUGUGAAAGGUUAAUUGAAAAUUCCCAAUUCGCAGGUUUAGAUAGUGAUUGCAAUUUUAUCAUUGUAUUGCCAAUUUAGAGGGUAUAGUGAUUGCCUUCAGUCAGUCAGAUUUUCUACAGUAUAGGAAUGGCAUAAUACUGCACUAGAAAGAUAUAUUCUCACUACAUUCUUCUCUUUUUAAUUAUAUUCCAUGAUCAACGGCUAGUAUUUGGGUAAAGGGAAACUGCAAAAGUAUCCCCUUAAAGGGACAAAGUAUAAGGUACCUUUAUGGGUUAAAUAUGUCAUUGUCCCUCGGAUAGGAUGUUAAAUGGAGGCCCCGUGUAGGAGAGUUACCACCUUUGCACGUUAAAAACCCACUGCACUAUUGAAAAAAAGAGUAGGGGAAACCGCGGUGUAGUGGUACGCCUGCAUCCCCCGAUCAGUUAUAUCGGGAGGAGAGACCUGCGGGUCACAGUUCUGUGUGCGCGCCCUUCUAGGCGACCCAGAUUGGCUGGCUCCUCCAAAAAUGCUCCUUUAAAUGUCUUUGACAGAUAUAUGGCGCUAUACAAAUGCUGUGCAUCAUCAUCAUCAUCAUCGAGAAUUACAGACCAAUGGCCCCCAUGGCCAUGAGAGGCUCCCCCUGUAAAUGUAAAGAGGUUAUUAUUAAGAUCUAUUUAUUUGAAAGAGAAGAUCAAAGAAAGAGAAUAUUGAAGAGACUUAUAAAAAGGUCUACCAAAAUCAUCUUGAUUAUGGAAAGCUUUACACCAAAUUUAUAUUGUUUGUUGUUGUUGUUGUUAAAGGGGUAGUUCAUCCUUACAAAGAAUUUACUGUAGAAAUAGCAGAAAAAAAUAUUUGAUAAAAAUAUUGGUGAAGGUUUUAAGAAACUCCAUCAAAGAUUAGAAAGUUACUUAGAAUUUGUGACAUCAUAUGCAAGCAGCUUCGCCACAUAUUGUGUAGUAAAAAAAAAAGAAAUAUAAUUUUUGAAAUGUUUCUGUUUUACCUUCAGUAUAUCAACAUACAAAUGAUUUCAUAAAGUCUCCUGAAAGAAGAAAAAAAUCAGUUUAUUUAUUUAUUUAUUUUAUUUAUUACGUCUUAUUUUACCAGGGUGACUCUGUCAGUGGUUCAAACACUGUUAUACUUAGAGGCCCUGGAAUACAAUAACAAAAAAUACAUUAGAAAACAAUUACAGAACAUGCACAUAAAACUUAUUGUCAUCUACAUAUAGUUCAGUGGAGUGGAAUCAGCAACCACAUGGUGUCAGGCACGUGAAAUUGUGAACCAUUAAAAAUUGAAAUGUAUUUGCAGUUUUUGUAUAACGUACGAGGCAACUGCUCGUAUGUGUUGUCACAAAUCAAAGCUUAAAAUUCUAAUCUUUUAAUCUUUAAAGGAUUUUCAUGAGACCUUCAGCAAUAUUUAUUAUUAUUUUUUCUGGUACUUUUACAACAAACUUUUCCUCAGGGUGAACUCCCUCUUCCCUUUAAAAAACAAAGGGAUUUCUGUAAUAUAUCAAGAAUUUGCUGAUACAUGUAUAAAAGAAUAUGAUUAAGCAAUGGACCCACCUCUAUGUGUAAAGGUCACUGCACAUCUUACCACAGGUCCACGGAUCAAUUUUUGGAACAAAUCUCAUUUUGCUCAUUUUCUGAAAAUGUGAAUGAAAAAUAUCUUUUUGUUUGAGGUUCAAGUUAACUGAAAGAAUACUAGUUUUAUAUCAUAGCCCAUCGUACGAUUGAUAUGACAUCAUUAUGACAAGAUAUUAAAUGUACUUUUAUUCUUAUGAGGAUAAUAGCAUAGUUAUAUAUUUGAACUUAGGUGUUCAUACGAUGAUUUAGAACAUUACACAGUAAGAUAUUCUAUGUCUCAAUAUUAGCAUCAAAUUCUACGUUUUAUUCCAAAAUGAGGUUUGAUACCAAUAUUAAGGUGUGCGGUGGCCUUAAGUCACCAAUCGCUGGUUAAACCACCCAGGUAUGACUGCUGUUCUAUAAAUUUGUUUUUAAAUAUUCCUAGCUAUAAUUUAUUUUCUGUUGUAUUAGCUGCAGUAUCAUUUUAUGUCAGUAUUAACAUAAGUAUCUUCUAUCCUAACUCAAUAUUUAUUGUUGCUGAAUUUUAAGUUUUUAAUAUGAAAUUGUUUUUUUUUAUGAGGAAAGUUAAUUUGAUAUUCAGUUUUUGGCAGAACAUGAAGUUUACUUCAGUACUGAAGCAGAUGGGGGUUUCAGAAAGCUGUUCAUAAUAUAUACACAUGUACAUGACCAAUGACUCUUUUUUGGGUGCUAAAUCAUAAUCUUAACCAUUUUAAUAUUCAUCAGCUGUACAGUUAAAAUCAUGUCUCGUUAUAUCGAAAGUCCUCAUUAAUAACAGGCGUCUGAAUGGACGCAAUUCUUUUGAAUAGUGGUUUAGGACUAAUGGACCUGUAUUCCGAAGUCAGUAUUAAUUUAGACUCUGGUCUAGAGUUAUGGUUUAACUAUGGAUAGCCAAUUGUGACGUAAUUUUUGUCAGUGGAGGUUCAGUUUAUUAGCUCGUUUGAUUGCCAAAUCAUUCAUAACUGUCUGAGAAGAACGAAUAAGUUAGUUGUCUUCACUAUGAAAGAAAUGUGAAAGAGCACAGUGAUCACAAAAUAUAUACAAUUAAAACAAGGCUUUGUAAUUUGUAACUUCCCACCAUUUUAGCUCAAAGUCAAACCAUGGCCUAAAUUAAAACAAGACCUUGGAAUACAGGCACUGGACUCCCAUUACUUUGAAACAGAAAAUUUGAUAUAAAUGAUGGACCACCUGUCGUUUGACCAAAUGGGUAUGAGAUGAAAUGGGUAAAGCCUAUGAUUGGAAGUUGCGUGAUAAAUUUCAAUAUGGCAAGGCCACUUUUAUGUUACAGCAAUUAUGGGGAGAAGAGAAAAGGGCUCGCAAAAUACCUUGAAACCAGCGCACAUUAUACUACACCACCCGAUCGCACUGCCACCUGAUUGCAAACAAAAUCACAAGAGUGUGUGCCAACCUGCAACACAUUGCAACUGCAAUGUGAUAUAGGUUAUACCGAGGUUUUUACCUGACUGCUAAGAAAGCACGAAUUCCUGUGAGCAAGCAACCAGGGGACCGACGGAUUAAGGUCUUCUCCGAGGGACCUGGUAAUGAGGAUAAAUACCUUACCAAAGGGCACUAGCGCACCACUUGGGAAUCGAACCCGGGUCACCGGAAUCCGAAACCCCCGCUCUACCGACUGAGCUAUCGCGCCUCCAAAAUGUGGCGGAAGAGUCACAGACAUGAUAUGUCAAAUCUUCCAGCGAUUCUUCCGCGAUUUGAUAGUUUCAGCCAAUCAGAUUUGUCCUAGCUUGACGAUGAUGUCACAACCAAUUUGCUGUGUUGCUGCAUAUCGCAUACAAAGCAGACGGCAUACGCAUAUUAAAACGAGGAGGUGCUAAAAAGAUGCAGCGUGCAGCAGAGCUAUUGCAAUGUGUGCUCUGCGACGCGAUCGGCAACUUGUUGCCAUCAGAUCCGAGUUAAAUCGCAUUGCAUAGUGUGCGCUGGGCUUUAGGCCAAUGUGACGAGCAAUGAGGCCAAUUAUCCGUGGCCAUAACCCUGAAUGCCCUAAAGUUAAUUUAAGCUUGGAAUUCACAAUUUUUUUUGUCAAUUUAUUGUAUGAAACUUCUUGUAUGGGUCAAUGUCCAAGGAGGGAAUGCCAUGAAUAAACAGUUGUAACAGAGGCUGCAAAAUGGUUUUGAAAGUGGGGGGGGGGGGGGGGGGGGGAUAACAAUGCAAAAAUCACUAUCAGAUGGUCACUUUUACGUUUUUAUACAUGGUUUUGGAAAAAAAGUGGGGGGCUUCACGGUUCCGCUUCCCCUUUGUAAGAAACAACAAUCUGCUACAAGGAUAAAAAGGCAGAAUUAUUUUUUUUACACAUAACUCAUGUUUUUGGCAAUAUUGUUUGUUGUAAUGUAUUUUUUUUACUUUGUUAAUCAAAGUCUGUCUCUUAUGUCGAUGUAAUUUAAUCAUAAAGAUAAAGAUAUUCACCCUGAUGAUAAUCUGGCUUUCAUAAAGUCAGUAAAAUAUAUCAAUCGUAACUCUUUGUAAGACGGGGCCCAGCGAACAAUUGAAAAUUUGCGAUGAUUGCAAGACUUAUGAUUGAUUUGGGAACUAAAUAUGACUUGCAAUUAAUUGCAAAUUUCCUUUUGCGAUUUACAAGUUAUAAAUCAAUUUUAAGUAAAGCAAACAAAUAUAUAGUUGUGCAUUCAACAAGCAGACCUGGGGCCUGUCUUAAAAAGAGUUGCAAUUGAUCCGAUCAAUCGCAACUAUUGAAAGCCAGCAAAGUCAACAUAUGAAAUGCAUAUUUGCUCAAAAAAUUCUAGAUAUGAAUGUAUAUCCAUAAAUUAAUUGAUUUAUCGACAAUUUGGUGUUCUCCUUUGUUUACAAAGGACAUUUUGCAAAUUUCCUGCAGAAAAAAAUAUGACACUGAUGGAUUUCCAUAGAGUUACGAUUGAUCGGAUCAAUCGUAACUCUUUGUAAGAUGGGGCCCAGCGAUCAAUUGAAAAUUUGCGAUGAUUUCCGUUUCAUAAAUCUUUUUUUUAAGAACAAAUUUGCACAAACAGUUUAAAGCUAUUGAAAUCAUUCAAUUUCAUCGGCUGUUGGCAAACUUGAAUACAGAAAUUAGGCAUUCAUUAUUGAAACAGUUCUUUAUGAAACGGGACCCCUGCUACACAUAUUUGUUAAUGGAUGUCCGCAAUGAAGGGGUUACUCUCUUUGGCUAAUAAAUAGCUUUUUACCACUUUUUAAA